This is a messenger RNA of Glycine soja, 1176 nucleotides long. RefSeq names its product probable pectate lyase 4. The record is from RefSeq and is a predicted model, not a curated record. The transcript has 4 exons. Gene Ontology annotation, molecular function: pectate lyase activity. Bases 1 to 1176 code for a protein of 391 amino acids. Lineage: Eukaryota; Viridiplantae; Streptophyta; Magnoliopsida; Fabales; Fabaceae.
AUGACUUAUCAAGUAAUCAAUUAUAUCCUUUGGUGCUUUGUUUUAGCUGUUGUGAGUGUCACCAUGUUCAAUCCAAAAGUUAGUUCUGCCAGCAAACAAUCCAAGUUAGAAGGCUUGGAAAUGAAUGAGAUCGAUCAAUGUUGGAGAUUGAAUCCAGAAUGGAGGAAACACCGUUCACAACUUGCCAAAUGUUCAGUGGGCUAUGUAGGGAAGAUGACAAAUAAUAUUGGUAAUGACCUCAUUCAUUACAAAGUUAUUGAUCCUAGUGACGACCCAAUAAACCCUAAAAAUGGCACCUUGAGAUAUGGAGCUUCUAGGAUUCAAGGCAAAGUUUGGAUCACAUUCCAAAGAGACAUGCACAUCAGGCUCGAGAAACCCCUUCUCAUUAGUAGCUUCACUACUAUUGAUGGUCGAGGUGUUAAUGUUCACAUUGUUGAUAAUGCAUGUUUGAUGAUCUUUAAGGCAACCAACAUAAUCAUCCAUGGCCUUAGAAUUCAUCACUGUCGACCUCAAGCUCCUGGAAUGGUAAUGGGACCUAAUGGAGAAGUGAUACCUUUAGGUCAAGUUGAUGGAGAUGCAAUAAGAUUGGUUACAGCUUCAAAGAUUUGGAUUGAUCACAACACACUUUACGAUUGUCAAGAUGGUCUCCUUGAUGUCACACGUGGUUCCACUAAUGUGACUAUCUCAAACAAUUGGUUUAGAGAGCAAAAUAAGGUUAUGCUUCUCGGACAUGAUGAUGGGUAUAUGAGAGACAAGGAUAUGAUGGUCACUGUCGUAUAUAACUAUUUUGGACCUAAUUGCCACCAACGCAUGCCAAGAAUUCGCCAUGGGUAUGCACAUGUUGCAAACAAUCUUUAUAUGGGAUGGGUACAAUAUGCCAUAGGUGGUAGCAUGGAACCUAGCCUCAAAAGCGAAUCAAACCUCUUUAUAGCACCAACGUCAGGGCGUAAAGAGGUAACAUGGAGAAAAAGUAAUGGUAUUGGAGACUCGUGGGAAUUCCAUUCGGUGGGGGAUGUUUUUGAAAAUGGUGCAUCUUUCAUGGAAACACAAGGUGGACAAGUACCAAAGCCAAAUUAUAAUCCUGAGCAAAGUUUUAAAGUUGUUGAUGCCAAAUGUGUGAGAUCAUUGACUAUCUCAUCUGGAGUGUUACGAUGCAGUAAAACCUCUAUUUGUUAA